Molecule: messenger RNA, 3114 nt
Organism: Cladophialophora yegresii CBS 114405
Lineage: Eukaryota; Fungi; Ascomycota; Eurotiomycetes; Chaetothyriales; Herpotrichiellaceae
Exons: 1
Coding region: 1-3114 (1037 amino acids)
Biological process (GO): Golgi to plasma membrane transport; exocytosis
Cellular component (GO): exocyst
Source: RefSeq, a predicted model, not a curated record
AUGGCCGGUCGAGAUCGAGACGUCGUCACCCACUUCAAUAUCUCCAAUCCAUAUCCUACAGAGUGGCCGCAAGAACUCGACAGCGAUGACGACGAGGACGCCGCUGGCGGGGUGAGACGCUCAAGGUCCCGAUAUAGUGCGCUAGAGAGGACCGCCAGCGAGAGGAAGAGUCUGUUGCCUGGCUCUCAGAGAACCGGGGAUGGCCGUGCGAACUUGGUUCAGAAGGACGAGCCAGAUCCUCUUGGCGCUCCAGGCACUGUGCUCUCCAACUUGCGGCAAAAGGGACUGCCGGUCGAUGCGGAUACACGGCUCAAGAACAAGUUUAUGCUGUCGUCCACCACGUUUGCCCCGGAAGCCUUCUUGGCCACAACUCAUGACCAAGACACUGCAAGUGACCUUGUGGCGGGUUCGAAUUAUCUCGCCAAAUCCAUAGAUCAGCAAUCAGCACCGUUGAAGAAUCUGGUUGAGUCCAAUUUCGAGCGGUUCGUCCGCGCGAAGGCCACAAUUGACAAUGUGUACACCGAGAUGCGCGGUCAGGGCGUCGACCCUCAUGCCAACGUCCCACCUUCGCCGUCACAUUCGAACCGCCAUUCCCGACGAAUUAGCGGCAUCCAUUUUCGCAACAUCAGCACUGGCAGCGCUACUGGCGCGGCACAGUCCCAGCCGCCGGGCAAGAAUGCUCUACGAAAGGAAACAGAGUAUGGUGUUAAAGGCGUCAAAACCUCUCUCUCAGAAGUUGCCCAGAAAGCCGAAGAUGCCUGGGGACCAGCAUUAGGCGGGAAGAAACGUGAAGAAAAUCUCAAAGUUCUUUUAGGCUCCGUUGAGAAAGACAGAGAAGUCUGGGUGCUCGCCAACAGAUUAGAAAACGCCGUCAAUCAGAGAGACUACGACAGUAUACGCGAGCACUACAACGCCGCUCGUCGAUACAGGGCGGAGGUGCAGGCCAUGGCUGAGAAGACGAAGCAAGCCGGCCACAAAUUCACCAAGGACGAGACUUAUUGGGUCAUCAUCAUUGGCAAGAUGUGGUCCAAAGUCGACGAGCAAAUCAAGACGUUCAAGAAGGAUGUCUGGCGGAGGCUUUCCACCCCCUCAGCAGCUUUGCCUUUACCCGGCGUCUCUCAGAAGGAAGAACAUAUUGAACUCAUAAGCGUUCUUUUAAACCUAGGCGUGGAUGACAGUCCUAUCUGGGUCUAUCUCCUAAGCAAGUACGACUACUUGAAGAACAAGAUUACCGCGAUUGUAGAGAGAUCGAGGAUCGAAGUUGAGAUCCUGCGCCGCCGUUUGGCACUCGCAGAACGUCCAUCAUCUCUGACUAUUGCAGCGUUCUUGCGCCAGGCUUCCAAAGAGCGUCCAGAGGCUCUUGACACGGAUGAUGUUAUCGAUUUCUGGAACUGCAUUUUGACCUACGUCACGAAAUUGUUGUCAGUCUCCAGCGGACUACUAGGCGAGGUCGUCGAAUUUUGGGAGUCAGCACAGUCUUUCAUUGAUGGUACGAAGACGAAAUCCCUGCCCACUGGCUAUCAAGGAGAGAGUGCCAAACACCUUCAGAUGGCCCAGGAAGAUAUCAAUGGACUUCGAAACGGUGCUGUUGAACUUGUUGGCCAGCUGCGGGAUGCUGUCUUUUCACUGUUUGCGGAUCCACCCGCCGAAGAUAUUUCGUCUCUCUUCUCCCCAGUGCCUGGCUCCGCAGGAACACCAACCACUCCUUACCCGGCAUCGGCAUUUUCGCCUACCGACGGCCGCAUUGGAAAGCUUGACCCCAACGACGUCCCUGUUGCAGCAAAGAAGGGCGAGCCAUGGGAAGACUUUGCAUUCUGGCCACCUCACUCCAACGCGCUGAGUGCUGUGCAAUAUCUUCAGAAAAUCCUCACCCUUGUCGCAAUCUCCGCCAACGAGAUGGUGGCUCUAGGCCCAGUUAACAGCAACAACGCCAUGUAUGAGAGGAUCAAGACAAUGACUGCCGGAGCUCGGGAGCGUUCCAUGCGAGCUGUUUGUGAAGCCUGGAGCAAGGAUGCUGAAAGCUGUAAGUCCAUGGAAGAUUGGAUCCGGGCACCCGAAAAGCGCGACCAGACACGAAUGCCACUAUACUUCGAGGCAUUCGAGAGAAAGGUGUUGCUGGGGAUGCAACAAGUACUGUACUUCUCAGACACGACCACUAAGCCCGGUGCGCGUGAGGUUAUCACUCCGCCACCAUCGAAGCUCCUGCAAAUGAUACGAACACAAUUCGUCAGCACAGUCUACAAAGCAGUCAGUGGUAUGCUCGACAACACAGAGGUGGCGGAACAAGGUGACGAGGAUGAAUGGGUGUUAUCAGCCGGCCUCAACUCUGUGAACACCGGCGCAGACCCGGGCGACAUCCUGGUCCAGGACGCGAUCAAUGCCUCCAGUCGCAGUGUGCGCCUGCUGCUGACCAUGUCCAACACCAAAGCCCUACGCAACGAGCAGGUCCCGUCGCUCAUUCAAUUGUUCGAAUCCUCAUUCUCCGUGAAACUUGCAGACGAGUCGAAAUCGAUAAAAGACGUCUUUGGCCAGAUCGACGCCAAGUUGUUCCAUGCAUAUACUCGCCCGAUCGUCGCCGAAUUGACCAAGAUCAUCAAAGAUGGCAUCAAUUCUCCAAGCUGGGUGCCCAGUACCUCGAAACCCGUGCAAGUCCAGCCCUAUGUUUAUGCGGCGCUCAUGCAACUGGUCAAGGUGCACAGCGAGGUUUCUACCACAGUGUCGAGCACAGGUUACAGCAGCCCACUGCUAAGCGAGAUUCUGUCCCACCUGCUCGAAAACGUCUCUCAAGCCCUCCUUGACGGGUUCAAAGAGCGGAAGCCAAACACCUACACCUUGCCAGCGUUGAUGCAAGCCACUCUUGACACGGAAUUCAUUGCUCAGACCAUGGCCCAAUACGCCACUCCCAAGGCGGGGGAGAUCCAAGGGCAGAUCUACACAGAGUUGGACAAGAGGACCACCAACGAAGCACGAACACGGUUGCAACAGGAAUUAGGAGACAUGAGGAUUGUGUUGAAGAAGCUGAGAGAGGGCAGCAGGAACAGCUUUGGCUGCUUUAAGAAGCUGAGAGGCACCGAUAAGGAGAAAGGUAGACAGCAAAACAGUGCAACGGCGUAG